Sitophilus oryzae (rice weevil) is the source of this 3713-nucleotide messenger RNA. Its product is annotated as influenza virus NS1A-binding protein-like. NCBI's taxonomy places the organism in Eukaryota, Metazoa, Arthropoda, Insecta, Coleoptera, Curculionidae. The record is from RefSeq and is a predicted model, not a curated record. Bases 586 to 2586 code for a protein of 666 amino acids. The transcript has 11 exons. Gene Ontology annotation, molecular function: protein binding.
ACGAGGCGUUUAGUUAAGUAUUUGAUAUGGAAGAGAAAAAGCGCCAGAUCUUAUGAAGAAAGCGAUUUAAUUUCAAGUGUAUGAUUAGGAAAGUUGUGUAGUGUAGAAAUUUACAUACGAUAUUCACCCUCAUCCUGUCCGAUAUCAAUCAAAGUAUACAAAAUGAACGGGAUAACGCAAGGGGCUGAAUACACCAACGGAGACGCAUUGGAGGGCGACAUAGACGCCGACAUGGAACAGGAAGAAGAGCCCAUUCUGCAGCUCGAGUUCGUCGAUGACAUCCAUCAGGCUUCCAUGCUCAAGUCCCUCAACAUGAUGAGGAAGAACCGUCACUUUUCUGACGUCAUCCUUCACGUAUGUGCCUGGCUGUACAAUGAUAUCAAUUUUGCCAACUGCAUUAUGGCACAGUUGAAAGUAACUGAUACAGAAAGCAGAUCAUAUGGAUAUAAAACUUUUAGCGCUAAUAUUUGAAUCGUCGACUGUGCAAAAUGCUUGGCAAAAUUUAUUAUCGUAUACGGUCAGUUACACUACUGGGCUGCUCAAAUUCGUCAAUAUUGAAAUUAAUUAUAACCAGUAGUUGGUAAUAUGGAGCUCCAUGCACAUAGGGCAGUAUUGGCUAGUGCCUCUCCUUAUCUUUUUGAGCUGUUCACAGCUGAUCAAGAUCAAAAUCAACAGAGACUGGAAAACAUCAUCACUUACAAGUUGAAUGGGGGGUUUGAUCCACAAGCUUUGCGUGUACUCAUCGAUUAUGCUUAUACUGCUAAGCUUGUCGUCAAAUAUACUCAGGUUAAAGCUGUGUUUUUAGCAGCAUGUCACCUAAAAAUGGAGAGAGUAGUGAAAAACUGCGGAAAGCAUUUAAUAAAACACCUGUCUGUGGAUAAUUGUAUUGAAAUCAGAUCUCUGCCUGGUAUUGCCAAAAACAAAGAUUUUAUUCAACAAAUCGAUACCUUCAUCUCCAAAAACUUCUUAGAGAUAGUCAAAAGCAAUCAUCUUCUGAACCUGUACUGCGCUAAAAUUGAAGUACUGAACCAAUCAAAAGAAGAAAUGUCCUUCGUGAAUCAAAGCUCUCUAUGCCGCCUGGUACUAGAGUGGAUCAAGCGCCAAAUCAGCGACGAUUUGCUCGACAAGAACGCCCUAGUCGAAAAGACGUUCAUGCUGUACCUGGCCAUCGACAAUUCCUUGCAAGACUGUUCCAGUUUGCCCUCGGGUGACAUAAGCGACACUGAAAUCGUCCAAGAUUACAAGAAGCUGUCACUUAAGAACACAACGGUCUCGAAUAAGAUGAAGAAAAAGACUUUGAGUCAGCCCUCAAAGCCGAGAGUGUUAAUUUAUAACAGAGAGAUUGGUGAGGAGUUGGAGAACGAAGUGGAACCGGAUUGGAACUUGAUUGCGUCAGAGAGUGUGGGAGAGCACAGUUUCCUCGCUCUAGUUACUUUAGCUGGGAAAUUGGCUACCCUUUCCAUUCAAUUAAGACUGAACGUUCCUCAAACUCCAUCUCCCACUCUAACGCCCAGCACUAGUAGGUCACAGAGUGAGGAAAAGCCAGACUUGUACUGUGCCCUCACUAAUAUGUCAUCUCAGCGAUGUUCUCACGGUUGUGCCGAUUUUAAAAAUACUCUGUUGGUUUGCGGUGGAUAUGACAGGACUGAGUGUCUUCGAUCCGUCGAGCAAUAUUUUCCAGAUACAAACACGUGGAAAGUUUUACCGUCAAUGCUUGAAAGCAGAGGGAGAUUCAAGAUUACCGUGGUGAACAGUAAGGUAUAUGCCAUUGGUGGUAGUAAUGGUACUACUGAGCUGGCUUCGGUGGAAAUGCUGAAUCUAGAAGCUGGGAAAUGGGUCAAAAUGCCUCCUAUGGCCAUAGCUAGGAGCAAUAUGGGCAUAUGUCAACUAAAAGAUCUGAUUUAUUGCGUAGGUGGGUGGAACGGACAAGUAGGCCUGAAGCAAUGCGAUAUAUUCAAUCCAGAAACUCAGAAAUGGAGUACAAUGGCACCACUUAACACUGGCAGGUACCAAGCUGGUGUCGCCUCUCACAAUAACCUCGUCUACGCCAUCGGUGGUUCCGAUGCAUGGAAUUGCCUAAGUUCAGUCGAAGUCUAUAAUCCUGAGGACGAUACCUGGAAACUGUCAAAACCAAUCAUAACAGCGAGACGUGGCUGCGGCGUUGCUGUGUUCAACGGAAAGAUGUAUAUGGUAGGCGGAUCUGACGGUAACCACGCCCUCAAUACUACAGAGAUAUUCGACGAGGAGACGCAGUCGUGGUCUCUGGGACCCACCAUGACCACGGCUAGAGCCAACGUAGAAGUGGCUGUUGUAGCAGAUAGGCUCUAUGCAGUAGGUGGAUUUUCAGGAAAAACCUUCUUGAACACCAUAGAAUACCUCGACUCGAAGUCCAACGAGUGGACCACCUUCAUUCCAAAAGGCACCUGUGAAGCCAUUACGCGGCGAAAACCGCGCAGUCGCAAGAAUUCCAGAAAGAGCGUUUCCGAAGACAGUAAGAAAUCGUGCGGUAUCCCCUCUCCCACCGAAAUCAUAAAAAACUUAUUAAUUGGAAAUGCAGAAAGUAAAGAAAAUACGGGUAAUCUUUAAUUCAGACGCAAUCGAUGGCCAAUAAGUUUAGGAUAAUUAUUGUAAGGAGCAUAACUUUUAUUGUUAUAAGAACUCUAGUGUUGAACUCUUUAACUAAAUAGCGAUCGGCAGCGAUGAAGAAUACUGCCUUUGGCCGUAGAAAUUAAUCGGCAAGCGACAGUAUUCUUGAUCGUAACAGAUCCCUAUUUAGUUUACAAGUCCCACCCCUUUUUCUUUACUUUCAAGCUUCAUCGAAACCUCGAAAAUAGGAAUUUAUUAGUGGUUUCAAUUAGAACUUUGUGUCCUUAAUUUAAAUGAACGUAUUCUGAACGUCCAAAUUAAUGGUAGUCAUUUUCAAUUAGUAGUUAAAGUUAACAAUGUUAACUAUAUCCACUAAUCAUACUUCGAAAUUAGCGAGUAAUGUAAUUUUGGCCUUUGAUUAUCAUCCGUCAAGAGAAAUUGUUGGCUAGAUAUAACAGGUUUAUUGUUUUGUAAGCUAAUUAUUAAGUAUUAUCUAUGGUUACAAGUUACAACUCACUACCGCAAGAUGUAGCUAGGCUGUUCUAUUUUUUUUAGAUAUUGUAAAUGAUUGUAAACACUUAAGUAUACAGUAUAGUUGAAACCACUAAUAACACUAAUUUCGAGGUUCUCAAUAAAGCUUCAGUGUUUUUGAAUCAUUUAAUUAUUCGACAAUGUCACAGAAUUACCUAACCCUAACCAUAAAGGUGCUCGUCCUACUAGGAGGCGUGGCACGGCGCGAAUUUUUUCGCCAGGGAAGUUUGCAUCUACUUAAAUGAAAGUCCGCUCGGUUAAGCGGCGUGCCAUUCCUCAUAACUGUGCGUGCAUACUAAAAAGCACCUUAGUGGGUGUACACCUUAAAGAAGCGACACAAGCAAUUUUUUUGCGAGUUCAUAUUUUUCAUUAAACUCACCUUUAAAGGUGGGUUUAUAUGCGUCCGGCGUUUCGUCACACCAAUCAUGUUGACUGUCAUUUUUGAAGUAACCAAUCAAAUUCCGUAAAAAUCAACGGCUGAACACGCAAGACUGAUGCAUAAUAUAAACUCGCAUAAGGUGGAGUCUCAUGUAUCCGUCAUCCGUUGAUACGCUCAUCCGACGGCGUUCGAUUGGUCAUAGUGUUUUUUGGCGCCA